AUGCUAAAAAGUCUUCGGAACCGAGUAAGGCGCGAGAAUGAGCCGCGCGUACUCAUUGUGGGGCUUGACAACGCAGGGAAGACAACGCUGCUAAACGCACUGGGUGAGAACGAUGUCCCCGAGGCCGAAAAGGCCCACAGCACACCCGCGGCGCCGGAGGGGCCAACGCAUGGGUUUAACAUGAAGACCCUGACGCGCGCUGGUCGGAAGGCGAAGUUGUGCGAUCUCGGCGGCCAGCGGGCGUUGCGGGAGUACUGGCAGGACUACUACAACAACACCGACUGCAUCAUGUACGUCGUGGAUUCUUCUGACCACCGCCGCCUCGAGGAGACCUACGCCUCGUUCGUGGACGUGUUAAAUGGAAUCCAGGGUGUUCCUGUUCUGGUCCUGGCCAACAAACAGGAUCUGGCGACGGCCAAGUCGCCACAAGUAAUUGCAGAGACUCUUCACCUGCAGGAGUUUCGUGACCGCAAGUGGCACAUCCAGGGAUGCAGCGCCAAGACUGGCAUGGGUCUAGAGGAAGGCGUCACAUGGAUUCUAAGCACCUGCACCUCUUGA
Messenger RNA from Trypanosoma conorhini, 558 nucleotides. RefSeq names its product ADP-ribosylation factor-like protein. Bases 1 to 558 code for a protein of 185 amino acids. Gene Ontology annotation, biological process: cilium assembly. The record is from RefSeq and is a predicted model, not a curated record. The transcript has a single exon. Lineage: Eukaryota; Euglenozoa; Kinetoplastea; Trypanosomatida; Trypanosomatidae. Gene Ontology annotation, molecular function: GTPase activity; GTP binding. Gene Ontology annotation, cellular component: cytoplasm; microtubule cytoskeleton.